Messenger RNA from Pectinophora gossypiella (pink bollworm), 2207 nucleotides. It is a transcript of the gene PMP34, whose product is annotated as peroxisomal membrane protein PMP34. Bases 408 to 1247 code for a protein of 279 amino acids. The transcript has 3 exons. Gene Ontology annotation, cellular component: peroxisomal membrane. NCBI's taxonomy places the organism in Eukaryota, Metazoa, Arthropoda, Insecta, Lepidoptera, Gelechiidae. Gene Ontology annotation, molecular function: ATP transmembrane transporter activity; ADP transmembrane transporter activity; NAD transmembrane transporter activity. The record is from RefSeq and is a predicted model, not a curated record.
UUCAUCUGGCAGCCCUGCUGUCAACUGUCAAAUUAUACUGUUUGGCUUAGCGCUUGCUUUUGUAGUAGAUCACGGCAUUAUAUAAAGUAAUUUAACAAAAGAAGUGCAAAUAUGUAAACUAACUUGUGUGUAUUCAUUUCGUAGCAACAUAGCAUCAGCAUCGUAUCAGCAUGGAUAAUUGAAUUGUCGUCGAUCAUAUUUAUUCAUUCAUUCCAAAGAGUUCAUUUCAUUCAUUCAGCAAUAAUUCCAUAGUAUUACUCUUUGAUGAUAAUUCAAUAUGUGCAAGCGAGCAAACUAAGAGGAUAGCGCAUUUUAGCCCUUUACAGAAAAUCGCAAUGUAAUAAUCCAAUAAAGAAGAGUAACUUUGUUAGACGUUCAAUCUAAUAUACCUUUGCUGUAUAUCAAAUAUGGCUCCUUCUCUAUUUAGUUAUGAAACUCUUGUACAUGCAUUGGCCGGUGCCACGGGUAGCGUGGUCGGAAUGGCCGCGUUUUAUCCUUUGGACACAUUAAGGUCCAGAUUACAAGUGGAGGACCCAAAGAAGCUGCAAGGAUCAUCUUGGGAAUUGCUUCUUAAACUGGCAAACGAAGAAGGUAUUGAUUCCUUGUAUCGAGGCCUGACUCCUGUUCUGCAGUCACUAUCAGUGUCGAAUUUUGUUUACUUCUAUACUUUCCAUGCUCUUCGCAGAUCUUGUGCCAAAAACACAUCUGCCCUUCAAGACUUGAUGUUCGGUAUUGUUGCUGGCAGUAUCAAUGUCCUGAUCACUUCUCCACUAUGGGUUGUCAACACUAGAAUGAAGCUGGAAAAAAAUUCAUACAAAAACCUAUCUCAAGGCCUUUUUACUCUCUAUAAAAAUGAAGGGGCAAAAGGUUUGUGGUCAGGCACAGUACCCUCCCUUCUGCUUGUGUCAAAUCCAGCCAUACAAUUCAUGGUUUAUGAAGCUUUGAAGAGGAAUUUGGUAGCUAGAGGGCGGUUUGACACAUACACAGCAUUUUUGGUAGGAGCAUUAGCUAAAGCAGUAGCAACUACAGUCACAUACCCACUUCAACUGAUACAGUCCAGAUUGCGUGCUGGAACUAGCAUGAAGCCCUUGUUGAAGGAUGUUAAAUCUAAUCCCCUCACAAUAUUCAGAGGACUGGAAGCCAAGUUACUGCAGACUGUCAUGACAGCUGCACUCAUGUUUCUUAUCUAUGAGAAGCUUGUUCGCUUAGUAUUGACUAUAAUGAGAGUUAGGUUGACUAAACAUUAACCAAUGCAAUUUUUUGCAGAGGAACUUAUAAUUCUCUAAUUAUAUUUAAUUAAUUGGUGAACAAGGUGUGUAACUUUUAUUAUUAUCUUGUCCUUGAUAAAAUUGAUACAAGAUAUCUUUAGAGGAUAAGCUAACUUAUAUUGGUGGUAGUAUUAAAAUUGUUUGUGAUAGGUAUAUUAUUUAUGUCAUUGUAGUCAAUUGGAACAGUGAUGGGACAGUGAUUGGAACAAAAUGACAUUCAUUAUUAAUUCAUACCAAAUUAUUUGUACACUUUAAUAAUAAGUGUAAGUGAUAGUGCCAUGACAAAACAUUCAAGUUUAUUAUUAUUGAUAUUUAUUUUUUCUUAUUUGUUAUUAUUUAUUUGGUCCAUUGAUUGAUAUGUCAGCGACACUCGACGAGUAGUUUAAAUUAUAAUAUUCAGAACCUGGGGCUAAUUCCAGUACACACCAUCUAAUUUUAAGUUAUACCUGUCAUUUUCUUAUCCGCCGAAAAGGAAAGGGACGGGUAAUCGACAGGCAUAAAAUUUAUGGAACACACAUUAAUUUUAGGCACAAAUCUAGAACUAGCCUCCAAAAUGUUUAAAUUGGUCGAUAACCCGACAGAAUUAAGUUGAUAGAUGGCACGCGUCAAACAGUUUGCAUACGAGCGAGAUACAUAUUUGAUUCGUCCGGGUUAUUCAUUCAUUCAUUCUAAAAUUAACAGCUGCCAAUCAUCUAUCCCUUUCCUUUUCGGCGGAUCAGAGAAUGACAGGUAUAACUUAAAAUUAGAUGACGUCUACAGGAAUCGGGGCCAUUGAAUACAAUGAGAAUUGCUCAAUUUUCCGAGAUUUCGAUUAGAAAUAUUUUCUUGUUUUGUAUAAUUUAAAUUGUGAUGGUGUCGGCUGUGCGGUGUGUGGUACCACUAACUCAUUCCAAAGAGGUUUUUGUUUUAUUGUUACGUUAAUAAAAACAUUUUACUUAA